Trichobilharzia regenti is the source of this 2005-nucleotide messenger RNA. The record is from the annotation of a GenBank genome assembly. Lineage: Eukaryota; Metazoa; Platyhelminthes; Trematoda; Strigeidida; Schistosomatidae.
AAUGACCUUGAGCAUGCUGGAUAAUUUCAGCCGGAUGUUGGAUAUUGCCGAACUUUGAAUCUUAAGGUCGUCUCAAAGCGCUCUCGCUAAAGUACUGCGCUACCUUAGGACAUUUGCCUUGGUUUUGUAUUCAGGGAGGACUUGUGGUGUGAUAUACGUCAGUAAUUGCCAUUGAUUAGAUUUUGCCUUAAACAAUAAAUUCGCGAUGGCUCCUCAAUCAUAUUUUGACAUUCGGGAAAUGCCUGUUUCGGUUGAUAAAGUCGUUGUUUCAGGACUAGAUAGGACACACGAUUCUAUUGUUCGAAAACAAUUUGUAGGCUUGGUUAAGUCCCAAAACCUCCGCGAUCUCUUGGAGAAUGUAAAGGAAGCUAAGGAGAGACUUGUUAAACUUGGAGUCUUCAAGUCAGUUUUCGCUGUUGUCGAUGUGUCGGAUGAUAGUUCGAAGUUAGAUGCGUAUACGGUUACUUUUAAAGUUGUGGAGAAACGCCUUGUCACUGCUCGAAUGUCUAUGACACAUGGGACGGAUGGAGUGACCAAGGCAUAUGGGAAUGUUCGUCUGAAUAACUUCGCUAGACACGCAGAAUUUGCAGAUAUCGAUGUGGAGAUUGGUUCAAACCAUAUGGUUUCCAAAUUUGCAACUAUUUCAAAGCCUUUGGAAAGUAAUCCAUAUGUUCGUUUGAGUAUUGGUGGAACAGAAGGGAACUGGGAUCAUUAUUGGGCUAAAUUUCUACGUCAUGAGCGUUCUGUUUUUACAGAAGCACAAGCAGAAUCACCUAUCGGGCUGCAUAAAUUCCAAUGGGAUGCUAUAUGGCGAGAGACAGAAGUCAAAGAUCAUACUGCACCAUUAAGUGUUCUCAAGGAAAGUGGACCAGCUUUGAAAACUAGCCUUCGACAUAUCUUUGAAUCGGAUUCUCGUCCUGAUUUGGUUUUUCCCGAUUCUGGUUAUUUAUGGAAAAUCAGUCAAGAGAUGGCGUCCAUAACACCGGGUAGUCAAACAGGAAUUUGCGAUAAUCGUGGUGAUGUUCCUUCCGGUGCAACAAAUGGACAAAUUGAUCGUGCAUUACAACUGAAGCUAGAAGGUUUACUACAGAAACCAUUCCGCUUGUGUGAUUGGCUAGUUGGUGAAGUGACGUUUUCCUCUGGUUUGGUUCAUUCGUUGACUAGACAUUCGGUACAUAUUUCUGAUCGAUUCUUCUUAGGAGGACCAUUAGAAUUGCGUGGAUUUCAAUGGCGUACUGUAAGUCCAUCAGAACCAUUGCUUCUUCCAACUAUUCAAACAUUAGGAAGUCCUGGCACGCCUAUAGGUGAUAAUCCACAGAUGACUAUACCAUCUGUAUCCUCGAAUAGUUCUCCAUCAUCACCUAUUGGAGCUGAUGCCUUUUGGUUGACAGGUGCUCAUUUAUAUACUCCAUUACCGUAUUGGGGUGCUGAAGAAGGUUCAUUGGCUGGUCAAUUUCGUCUACAUAGUUUCUUUUUAAUAGGUUCCACACUAGAAAGACCAAUUCAAAAGUUAGUCGACUCAUAUUCAUCUAAUGCAACAACAACAACAACAAUGUCAAAUGAAUUUCGUCAGUGUUUGUAUACAGAGUUGAAGGGUAAACCACGUAGUGUUGUUGGCGUUGGUGUUGUCUUCCGCUUUGCUGGUAUUCUACGCAUGGAGCUAAAUUAUUGUCUACCAUUGAAAAGUCAACCUGGAGAUCAAAUGAAACCAGGAUUCGCUUUCGGUUUUGGCAUGUAUUACAUGUGAAAGAAUGUGUGUGUGUAUGUUUGCGUGGGCGUGUGUUUCCCUUGGCGGUGGGAGGGGGUUACUUUCUUUGUAAUUUUAGUUCAAUUAGUGCUCAUUCUGCCUCUGAUCUAUACAGACGACCUUUUAUAUACAUAUACAAACAUACAUAGAUAGAAUAAUACCAUAGAAUAAAUAACAGCAGUGUUGUUUCAAGGCAGAGAAGAAGAAGAAGAACGUCUUUUACUGAAUAUUCUGUAAUUAGAUUUUUGUUUUCAGAAA